AUGCCCGCAACAACCCGCGCAACAACCGGCCACUCGCGCCCGCGCAUCGUCUCGCAAGCAGCCGCGCUCCUAACCCCCACCACAAAGGCCAACACGUCCAAGCCGCGCAGCAACAAAGUAGCCUCAGGUCGUAUCGCGAAACCCAGCACCACUACGACUACGACGACGACUACUACGAAGACCAGCCCAGCCACGGCACCCAAGACUAAGGUUGUUAAGAAACGCUCGCCCGUGGAGAAGGCCAAGGAUGCGGUUGUCGGCUCGGCGGAGAAGGUGGUCGGUGAGGUGACGGGACGGCCGGGGAAGAAGGCUGCCGGAACCAAGAAAAUCAGGGGCACGGCGUCGACGAGUGCC
Messenger RNA from Dothidotthia symphoricarpi CBS 119687, 354 nucleotides. RefSeq lists its product as uncharacterized. The record is from RefSeq and is a predicted model, not a curated record. The annotation marks the transcript as partial. NCBI's taxonomy places the organism in Eukaryota, Fungi, Ascomycota, Dothideomycetes, Pleosporales, Dothidotthiaceae. The transcript is spliced from 2 exons.